Molecule: messenger RNA, 1029 nt
Organism: Penicillium bovifimosum
Lineage: Eukaryota; Fungi; Ascomycota; Eurotiomycetes; Eurotiales; Aspergillaceae
Product: 3-demethylubiquinone-9 3-methyltransferase
Exons: 1
Coding region: 1-1029 (342 amino acids)
Biological process (GO): ubiquinone biosynthetic process
Molecular function (GO): 2-methoxy-6-polyprenyl-1,4-benzoquinol methyltransferase activity
Source: RefSeq, a predicted model, not a curated record
AUGGCAUCCCUCCGCCUCACCCUCCCCCGGCAUGCCCUCCGCCAAACCUGCCUACCAACUCUCCACCCGACCCUAAGCCUCCCCCAAACCCGCAAACACUCCUCCGUCUCCGCCGACGAACUCACCCACUUCUCAGCCCUGGCCAGUUCCUGGUGGGACCCAAUGGGCCCCUCACGCAUCCUGCACCUAAUGAACCCCCUCCGCCACGAAUUCAUCGCCUCCUGCCUAGCCGAAGGCUCCCCAUCACCAACAACGGAGCCCCGCGCAACCCUCAACUACCUAGACGUCGGCUGCGGCGGGGGCAUCUUCGCCGAGUCCCUAGCGCGCACAAUCCCCUUAAACACCAACACAGCACCAACACCAACACUAGCCGCUACAAUGACAGCCAUCGACCCGUCAACGGAUCUAAUCCGUAUGGCGCGUUCGCACGCUCGCAAUGAUCCUACUGUCGAUGCGCAUCUUCGCUCCGGGAAAUUUAGGUAUUUGAAUACGACGUUGGAGGAUGUGAUUGCCGGAACGGCACCGACUACAACUGAAAGCUCAAGCCCAGGUUCAAGCUCAAGCCAAGACCUAAGCCAAAACUCAAAUCCAGCACAAUACGACAUCGUAACCCUCUUCGAAGUCCUCGAACACAUCGACCCCAAAACCUCAACUCCUUUAACGUUUCUCACAAACUGUCUCAAAGCCCUCAAACCCGGUGGCUGGCUAAUCGGGUCCACGAUCUCACGAACAUUGCCAUCAUUCCUGCUGAACCAGGUUAUCGCCGAGGCUCCGUGGCCUAUUGGUGUUGUGCCGCGGGGUACGCACGAGUGGAGCAAGUUUGUGAAUCCGGAUGAGGUUAAGGGCUGGUUGCAGGAGGGGUUGAUGAGGGUUGCGGAUUCGGGGGUUUAUCGUGGUGGGAGGGCGGAGGUUGAGGGGAUGAGGUGGAAGUGUGUGGGGGCGGUUUAUGUUCCUGGGAUUGGGUGGAAGAUGGUCAAAGGGAGUGAGGAUUGGGGGAAUUAUUUUUGGGCUGUUAGGAGGGAGUUUUAG